AUGGAGACACCAGGUGUAACCAGGGUGGGCGUGUGUGUGGUGGUCGCCCUGCUGAUGACCGGGUCGACAGGGUCAGUCUGCUCCACCACGGUGGAAUCGCUGGACUUAGGAUGCCUCCUGCGGUGGGAUUGUCCCCUUGCCAGUCCUAAUACCACCUACACCGUGCAGACAAAGACUCAGGGGGGCCCCUGGCAGGACGUCCCCUGGUGUGUCUGGCUGUCGUCCCUCAGCUGUGACGUCUCUCAGGCGUUCUCCAACUUUGAGCUGUACAACAUGAUCCGAGUGGGCGUCCACCUCCACCACAGCUACAGCGCCACCGUGUGGACGGAGCCACGCAAGUUCGACUACAGCGACUUCAGUCAGUCAGAGUCCGAACCUGCUGGAACACUUAAACAGUUAAAAUACAAUGAGGACCAGCUCCUGGUGAAGGUGCAGUUCCCCUGUGCGUCCAGCAGGGGGCUCUCUCCCAGGUCGUGCUGCCCCGUCUCUGAGCUGAUUGACCCCUGGACCACAGUGACGGUGUACAACAACCUGAACCACUCAGAGUACCAGAGCCGGACAGUUUGGAGCCAGGAGGUGGUGUCCCAUGUGGAGUUCUCAGGUUUUGCUCCGGGUCAGAACUACUGCGCCGUGGCCAACUUCUCCUUCCCGACCUUCUCCAUGGCGGCUUCCCCAAAGUCGGCCCCUCAGUGUGUGGAGACCGGCUCCCACUCAGACGUGCUGCCUGCGUUGUGUCUGGGCGUCGGGCUGACCUUCCUGCUCCUCGUUCCACUUCUCAUCAUGUUUCUGAGAAAAAGACCUCAACGAGCUGCAGCGACCACUGACAGUCAGCCCAAGACUCCGGUGUCCCUUCCUGAUCCAGUCUCCCUGGUCCCCCUCCCCCCGGCCCCCCUCGACCCUUCUGACAUCCACGUGGAAUUCACCGACGACCAAAUCUGCACCGACUCGUCCUGCAGCCAGGAUCAGACCUCCACACACAGGCCUGAUCCUCUCCACCACGAGCCAGACUGAACCAUCACGACUCAAAGAGUCAAAGACUCAAGAAGUGAGAGACACCGUGCGAGUGUUGCUCUAUAGAGGACAGAGCUGCUGUCUGUGCAGCAGAAAGCCGACAGGAUGUUUAAAGACUCGAUCACGGCACCAACAAACUGUUCAGACUUCUUCUUCUUCUUCAUCUGGAGAAAAUCCUGCAGCAUCGUCUCCUGCAGCAGCAGGACAACUUCAUCCCACAGGACAAAUGACUCUUUAUUUAUACAUUCUGUAUAUAUUCUUAUAUUACCUACUGUAAAUCACUUUAUUCAUGAUUUUACACCAGCGCUGUAUUAUUCAUAUCUUUUCUGUUGUCCUUUAAUGUCGACUAUGUUAGAUAUAUUGUAUUUAAUUCCUACAUUUUUAAGAUCUGUAAUAUACAGUUUUUCAACUUGAACUCCCUUUUUUGAUUUGUGUUUAUACAGUUUGUUCUCUGGCUCUUUUAUACAAUCCUGAUACAAAGUUGUUGGGGUUAUUUUUUCUUUUGCCAUGUUCGAUUUACUGGAUUUGCUGUGAAUAUGAAAAAUAAAGAACCUGGAACUUUUGUCAUUCCUGAGAAAAGUCACACAU
Molecule: messenger RNA, 1599 nt
Organism: Centropristis striata (black sea bass)
Lineage: Eukaryota; Metazoa; Chordata; Actinopteri; Perciformes; Serranidae
Exons: 8
Coding region: 1-1011 (336 amino acids)
Molecular function (GO): protein binding
Source: RefSeq, a predicted model, not a curated record